Messenger RNA from Podarcis raffonei (Aeolian wall lizard), 2765 nucleotides. It is a transcript of the gene CARD14, whose product is annotated as caspase recruitment domain family member 14. Gene Ontology annotation, molecular function: protein binding. The transcript is spliced from 18 exons. The record is from RefSeq and is a predicted model, not a curated record. Bases 1 to 2547 code for a protein of 848 amino acids. NCBI's taxonomy places the organism in Eukaryota, Metazoa, Chordata, Lepidosauria, Squamata, Lacertidae.
AUGCUGGAUCUCUUGAAAUUCCGUGGGAAAAAUGGAGCCCUUGCCUUUCUGGAAAGCCUGAAACUCCACAACCCAGAUAUUUAUGUGCUCAUCACUGGCUUGGAACCUUCCAUAGACCACAAUCAUUUCAGUGACUUGAUUGAGAGUUCCCAACUGACAGAAUGCUUGGCCAAGGCAGUGAGCAGCCUGCAGGAAGAACUGAGCCAGGAGAAGCGGCAGAAGGUGUCUUUGCUCCAUCACUGCCGCAAGCUGAAGGAGAAGACCGCCCGACUGGAAGCACAAGCUGAAAGCCUGAGCGGCAUUGAGGCCGAAUGUAACCGCAUGAAGAGGGAGCUCAGUGCCCACUUCCAUGAAGCCCUCAAGCUUAAAGAUGAACUUUAUGGCCUAUCUUUACGUUACAGCAGUGCCCUGCAGGAGAAGGACCUGGCCAUCACCCGCUGUCAGAGCCUGCAGGAAGAGCUGUACCUGAUGAAGCAGGAAUUGCAGCGAGCCCGGGUGUCAUCCUAUUGUGAAUGGGAGAGGUCCCCAAGGCCAGCUGGGGACACACAGCCACAGGCCGAUGAACUUCAGACACUGAGAGAGGAGAACGAGCGUCUCAAGUCAAUGGUGGAGCUGGGGACCUUCAGUGUGGUGCAGAAGGAUAUCCUGGAGCAGAACCUUGAUGAUGCUCUGGACGGAAAGCAGGAACUGCUGAAUCGCAUCCACUCGCUGAGGGAGCAGGCGGCACUUGCUGAGAAUCAGCGGAAGCAGUGCUGGGAAGAAAAGGAGCACACUCUGAUCCAGUGCCAGAGGAUGAAGGUGGACUGUGAGAUCUACAAGGACAAAAUCAGUGCCCUCCAGGCACAAGUGGCUGAUCUGCAGAAAGAGAGAGAUCAGGCCUACAGUGCAAGGGAUGCUGCUCAGGUGGAAAUUUCUCAGAGCCUCCUGGAGAAAGAUUCGCUCCGCCGCAAAGUCUUUGAGCUCACGGAUGAGAUCUGUGAACUCAGGAAGCAGACAGGCCUAAGUGGCUCAGUGCUCGCAGUGCAGUGGGAUGGGCCUGCCAGCUCUCUGACCAAGGAACCUUGUCCAAAGAGGAAGCAGCGUCUUGUGCGCAUGAACGCCGUCUGCCCCCGGGGUGACAGCCAGGACAGCUUCUUGAGCAUGUCUGAGUCUUGGUCAGAUUUAAGCAACAGGUCAAACCAAGAGCUGCUUGGGAGCAUCCGCUCAUGCUGCCCAAUCCCACCAUGUAAGCAUUCCCUACAGAGGAGAGCCAUGCAAGAAAGUUCUUUUUCCAGAAGCAGUUCCCUGGAGUUUCUGGAGGACGAUUUCCCUUCAGCCUCUGAAGAGAAAGUAGAAGACCCCCCUUUUGAGUAUGAGAUGGUGGAAAAAGAGGAUGGCAACUCUUUGUGGCUUCACCUGGACCCCUGCAUCUCAGAGAGUGUGCCUAUGCGCCGGCGGCUUGCACAGCGUUUCCCAAGCCGCAUCACAACCAUUGCCUUCCAAGCCAACACUUUGAUGGAACAGAUCAGCAUCAUUGGGGGGAACCAAACGGGCAUCUUCAUUCACCAAGUCACACCUGGCUCUGCUGCUGAUGAGAUGUCUUUGUCGCCGGGCCAUCAGAUUGUGCUGGUGGAUUAUGGAGUCAUGGAACCAGGUUUCAAAGCUGUCCUGGAGGAUGCAACACUUGAGGAGGCUCUUUGGGUCUUGGAAAGGGUCAAUGGCUUCUGCUGCCUGUCCGUGCGGCUCAACAUGGAGGGCUACAAGAAGCUGCUAAUUGACCUGAACUCCAAGCUGGUGACAUCUGGGGACUCCUUCUACGUUCGGUCCAACCUCUGCCUUGAGAGGCAGGCACCUGGGGAACUUCUAGUAGGGUGCCAUGACAUCCUGCACAUCACCGACACAGUGUGCCAGGGCCAAACGCAGUGGAGUGCCUGCCAGGUGAACCCCUACACCAUGAAAGACAUGGAUGCUGGCACUAUCCCCAACUACUGCCGGGCACAGCAGCAACUCAUCACUCUGAUUCAGGAAAUGGCCCAGAAGAGCACCGUCACUCACAAGAAUUCUGGGUUGCAGCCCAAACUGGUGCGCAUCGUGAGCACAGACAACAAGAAGAUCAAUCCACUCUGGUCAUCGAUGGACUGCAGCCUGUCGGACUCCAGCAAGCCACAUAUGAGCCGCCGAGUCAGCCUACACACCAGGAGCUGUGUCAGCUUGAUGCCAUAUACUUUGGUGAGGCCCUGCAGGCCUGGCUGCCCACGCCCAGUCCUCCUGGUGCCAACGCUGUUGGGAAGGAUCCUGGCUGACAAGUUGUGCCUGUCCAAGGCCUUUGAGAAAUGUCCAGCAGAGCCCCAAGGCGAAACACAGAGUAGAGAUGCACUCCCUGAAAAAAGCGAGAUGAGUAGCAACUGUUGUGUUCCCCAUCAGGCUCUGGAGUGGCUGAUGCAAAAGAAUGUGCAUGGCUGGCUGGACCUGGGCCUGGAAAGUGUGCAGGAACUCCUGGCUAUGGAAAUCUACCCCAUCAUCAUCUUGGUCACCAUCAGUGAAAAGAAUGGAAAGAAAUUCAGGUAAGAGCCGUUGCUCUGCACUGAAAGAUCAUUGUCUGCUUAGCAAAACCCAACGGGCCAAGGCCUCCUUAGCGUAAUCCUAAAGCCACAACAACCUUCUUCCUUUCAAGCCUGGAUUUGAAUUGCAUAAAGUUAAUGAUGCAGCCUUUACAGUGGUACCUCGUGUUACGGAUGGGAUCCAUUCUGGAGGCCCGUCCGUAACACGAAACACCCGAAACUUGA